This is a messenger RNA of Malania oleifera, 7862 nucleotides long. RefSeq names its product histone-lysine N-methyltransferase ATXR3. The coding region runs from base 361 to 7545 and encodes 2394 amino acids. The record is from RefSeq and is a predicted model, not a curated record. Lineage: Eukaryota; Viridiplantae; Streptophyta; Magnoliopsida; Santalales; Ximeniaceae. Gene Ontology annotation, molecular function: protein binding. The transcript has 20 exons.
AAAACAUAAAAUUAAAAAAUAAAAUGAAGCCUUUCGUGUUUCAGACCAAGAAUUCCGAGAACGAUAGACGGAGACAUCAGAAGCACAUUCUCUGUGUGAGAGAGAUUUGGAGAUAGAUUCUUUUCCAGCUUUCGCUUCAUGAUCUGUGUUCUUGCGAGUCUCCGUCUCUUCGUGUUCUGCGCCUCUUGAUUCGCAGCUGCUACGCUUCCUCCUUCGAUCCAACGUCCAGUUCUUUGAUUUCUUCGGUUUUUGGUGCGCGCGAGGAUUGAUUGCAUUGAAGGAAUUGCAGUAUGAGCAUCAAUAGCCCCGGAAUUGGGGUGAAUUAGGGUUCGAGUUUUCGGGUGGUGUUUUGGAAUUCACAUGGGCGAUGGCGGCGUUGCAUGCGUGCCUUUGCAGAAUCUUAUGGAGAGAUUUUCGAUUGCGGAGAAGCUUUGCGGAGGCAACAAUGGUGGUGGCAGUGGUACGCUCAGUUCAAAGUCGCUCAAGUUCACAAAGAAGAAGAUGAAGCUGAAGAAAGACGAAGCCGCUGCGGAGAGAGGCAAGAAGGAGGUUGGAGUGGGUGGAGACAGACGCAGGACUAGUGGCAGGGAAGUUGAGAAUGGUGAAAUUUGUAUAGAGAAGACGCAGAAGGAGGAAGUGGAAGAGGGUGAAUUGGGUACGUUGAAGUGGUCGAAGGGGGAAGUGGAGAAUGGAGAGGCUGUGCUAGAAAAGUCACGGAAGAGUGAAAUUGAGAAGGGAGAAAUUGUGGCUGACAAAUGGAGGAAAGGGGACGUGGAGAAAGGAGAAAUUGAUUUGAGAAAGGGUGGAAAGGUGGAGAUAGAGAAUGGAGAGAUUGUCCCAGAAAAGAAUAGAAAGUGCGAGUCAGAGAAGGUGGAUUUUGGAUCAUGGAGAGGUUCAAAAGACGAGCUGGAGAAAGGAGAGUUUAUUCCCGAGAGGUUGCAAAGGGGGGAAGUGGGAAAGGAUGCUUACAGUAAUUCAAAAAUGCGCAGGCAUGAUGCAGCUAAUAAGGAGAAAAAGGGGUGGAAAUAUGAGCCUGAGAGGAUGCCGCCUUCAGGGAAGCAUUCAGGUGAGGGAAAAGAUUUCAUUAGAGGCGGGAGUCAGCAUAGUAAAAGAUCAUCUUCCAGAUGGGACACAGGGCAAGAGAAGAACUUUAGGCUCAGUUCAAAAAUUGUAGACGAGGAAGGUUCACUUAGGAAUGAACACAGCAAUGGCAAGAAUUAUGAUAGGGAAUACUCUCUGUCUGGGAACCGGUUGAAGCGGCAUGCUUCGAGUUCAGAGUUCAGUGAGCGGAAGCAUCAUGGUGAAUUUGGUGAUUAUACAGGUUCAAAAAGCCGGCGACUUUCUGAUGACAGUAGUCGCACUGUUCACUCAGAUCUUUAUUCUAGACGAUCUGUUGAGAGGCCUUACAAGAAUUCUUCGAAGACUUCUUCCUCUGACAGGUAUUCAUCUAGGCACUAUGAUUCUUCUUUGUCUUCCAGAGUAGUUUAUGACAGGCAUGGACGCAGCCCGGGCCAUUCUGAGCGGUCCCCACGCGACCGGGCCAGGUAUGAUGUUCACCGAGGCCGGAGUCCUUCUCGCCGUGAUAGGUCCCCAUACGAUCACAGACACCGCAGCCCUGCUUAUAAAGAGCGGUCCCCACCAGAUCGAGCUCGCCACCGUGAUCGCAGGGAUCAUACCCCAAACUACAUAGAGCGGUCCCCACAUGAAUGGAGUAGGCCUAAUAAUGCUCGGGAAAGUAGUCGAAAGAGUGGAGCUGGUGACAAGAGGCACAGUCAACAUGGAAACAAAGGACAGGAGGACAAGCUCAACCAGAAAGAGUCUAGGGGAAAGGAUUCACAUUUCUCAGCUAAGGAAUCACAUGAUAGAAGUAGUGUGCGUGAUGGUGAUGGGCCUGUUAAUGAAGUUGCUAACUCUCAGUCUCACAAGGAUGAGCAAUCUCAGAGUCCAAGUACAAAUUGUAAAGAACCCCUUCAGGUCAGUGGAGCUCCUGAAGAGCCAUCUUCUAUGGAAGAAGAUAUGGACAUAUGUGAUACACCACCUCAUGUCUCUGUUACGGAUGAUUCCACCACUGGGAAAUGGUUUUACCUUGAUCACCUUGGUAUGGAACGGGGACCUUCUAAAUUAUGCGACCUUAAAAGACUUGUGGAAGAUGGAGUUCUUGUGUCUGAUCAUUUAAUUAAGAACUUGGACAGUGAUCGAUGGGUAACUGUUGAAAAUGCAGUCUCUCCAUUGGUAACUGUUCAUUUCCCACCCAUUGUUUCAGAUAGUGUAACUCAGUUGGUUAGUCCUCCAGAAGCUCCUGGUAAUCUUCUGGCAGAUACUGGAGAUAUUGGGCAAUCCUGUAAUCACCUGGGGGAGGAAGCAUUGGUCAAUUUGCCACCUCCAAGUUUCAUCCCAGAUCACAUUGCUGCUGUAUCCGAGCCUUUAGAAGAUCUUCAAAUUGAUGAAAGGGUUGGAGCUCUCUUAAAAGGUUUUACUGUUCUUCCAGGCAAAGAGCUCGAGACUCUGGGGGAAGCUUUGCAAAUGAUUUUUGACCAUGCACCACUUGAGGGAUGGGUGAACUCUGAAGGUUUCACUGGCCAUGUUUCACACAAUGGUGAACAGUUUGAUCAAAAAACCGAUGACUUAUCCAGAUAUUCAGAUAGUGCACCAAAAGUGGCUGCGGAAUCCAGGUCAAAUGCCUACUUUGACAAAGACUUCGUCUUUACUCAUGGUGAAACUCCUGACUGGUUUCUGAGCCUAUGGUCAUGUAAGGGUGGGGACUGGAAGAGAAAUGAUGAAGCUGCUCAAGAUAAAUCUUCCAGGAAGAAACUGGUUCUCAAUGAUGGUUUUCCACUGUGCCAGAUGCCAAAGUCAGGGUAUGAGGAUCCUCGAUGGCAUCGAAAAGAUGAGUUGUACUAUCCAUCUCAUAGCAGAAGGCUUGACCUUCCUCCUUGGGCUUUUUCCUGGUCAGAUGAGAGGAAUGAUUGCAAUAGUGUUAGCAGAUCUAGUCAAAUAAAGUCUGUUUUUGUGAGGGGAGUUAAAGGAAUUAUGCAGCCAGUGGUCAGGAUAAAUGCAUGUGUGGUCAAAGACUAUGGUUCGUUUGUUUCUGAGCCUCGCUUGAAAGUCAGGGGGAAGGAGAGGCACUCCUCGAGGUCUGCUAGGCCAUACUCUGCAAUGGGUGAUGUCAAGAGACUGUCAAUUGAAGGCAUUCCUUGUUCGAUGACCAACAGUGAACAAGACUUGCAGUGCUCUUGGAAGUGCCUUACUUCCAUUAAUACCCCAAAAGACCGUGUUUGCACGGUAGAUGAGCUGCAAUUGCAUUUGGGUGAGUGGUUCUACCUUGAUGGUGCUGGGCAUGAACGUGGUCCUUUAUCCUUUUCGGAGCUGCAUGUCUUAGUUGAUAAGGGUAUCAUCCAGAAAAAUAGCAGUGUUUUCAGGAAAAUUGACAAAGUUUGGGUUCCAGUUACCCCUGUUGUGAAGGCUUCUGAAACUGCUACCAAGAUUGAGCAAGAGAAUAAUGCAUCUUCUGGUGAUUCUUCUGGACCUCCUCCUUCAGAAUUGGUGAGUGCUGCAUUUAGUGAAAGCAGCAGGAGUUCCAGUUUGUUCCACAGCUUGCAUCCACAGUUCAUUGGUUACACACGGGGGAAGUUGCAUGAGUUGGUGAUGAAGUCGUAUAAGAGUCGAGAGUUCGCUGCAGCUAUAAAUGAGGUCUUAGAUCCUUGGAUCAAUGCCAAGCAGCCAAGGAAAGAGAUGGAAAAACAUGUUUUUAAUUCAGCAACCUGUAAAAGUUCUCUUCUGGAUUUGAACAAAUUCCAAAUGUCAGAUGGUGAUAUGCUUUCUGCUAAAAGAGUACAGAUGCUGAUUUAUGGAAAUGAAGAAUAUGAAGUGGAAGAUGUUUUGCCAGUUCAGAUGACUGAACAUGCAUUUGAUGAUCUAUGCGGUGAUGCCACAUUUUUUGAAGAUGACAGUGCAUGUUCUGAAACUGAAAUUGGGACAUGGGGUUUGCUGGAUGGUCAUAUGCUAGCACGGGUCUUUCAUUUCCUGAGAACUGAUAUGAAGUCCCUUGUCUUUGCUUCGUUGACUUGCAAGCACUGGAGAGCUGCAGUAAGGUUUUACAGGGAUAUCUCCAGACAGGUUGACUUGUCCUCUAUUGGUCCUAGCUGCACUGACUCCAUUAUGCAGAGCAUCAUGAAUGGAUAUAACAAAGAAAGGAUAGCUUCUAUGGUCCUGAUUGGUUGCACGAAUAUUACAUCUGGCAUGCUUGAAGAAAUUCUUGGUUCAUUCCCUCAGUUAUCUUCUAUAGAUGUUAGAGGUUGCAGUCAAUUUGGGGAAUUAGCUUUUAAGUUUCCAAAUGUGAAUUGGGUCAAGAAUCAUUGCUCUCGUGGCUUGAGAAUCUCUGAGGAGUCGCAUGCUAAAAUGAAGAGUCUCAGACAUAUUACAGAGAAAACUUCAUCAUUCAGUAAAAAUUUUAAGAGUCUGAGUAGUCAUGGGGAUGAUUUCAGUGAACUGAGAGAUUAUUUUGAUUCUGUUGAUAAGAGGGAUGCUGCAAAUCAAUCAUUUCGGCGAAGUUUGUACAAGCGAUCAAAACUAUUUGAUGCAAGAAGGUCCUCAUCUAUCCUUUCUAAGGAUGCUCGCAUCCGUCAGUGGGCCAUGAAGAAAUCUGAUAAUGGGUAUAAGAGAAUUGAAGAAUUUCUUGCUCAUGGUCUGAAGAGCAUCAUGAAGGAGAACACCUGUGAUUUCUUUGUGCCCAAGGUUGCGGAAAUUGAGGACAGAAUGAAGAGUGGUUAUUAUGUAGGUCAUGGCUUAAACUCUGUGAAAGAGGAUAUUAGUCGAAUGUGCAGAGAUGCUCUAAAAGCAAAAAAUCGUGGUGAUGCUGGAGGCAUGAAUCACAUUAUCGCAUCAUUCAUCGGACUUGCCACCCAUUUGGAAGGGAAUUUCAAGUCUUCUCAUGGAAGAGAUGGGAUAAUGAGGAUGUGGAAAGAUGAUUCAUCUGCAGCCUCAAAGUAUAAGAAGAAACUUAAUAAAAUGACUACUGAAAGGAAAUACAUGAGCAAGAGUAAUGGCACCUCCUUUGUCAAUGAUGCUUCUGAAUACGGAGAGUAUUCAUCUGAUCGAGAAAUUAGAAGGUAUCUAUCCAAAUUGACUAAAAAAUCCAUGGACUCGGGAAGUGAUACUUCUGAUGACCAUAAUGGGUCUUCUGAAGAUACUAGAAGUGAUAGUGAGAGAACUGCUUCAGAUACAGAAACUGACUUGGACUUUCGGUCAGAAGGUAGACCUGGGGAGUCGAGGAGGGAUGGAUACUUUAUGGUAGAUGAGAGUUUUUGUUCUAUGACUGAUGACCGUGAAUGGGGUGCUCGGAUGACCAAAGCAAGCCUGGUGCCUCCAGUUACGAGGAAAUAUGAAGUCAUUGAUCAGUAUGUAGUUGUAGCAGAUGAGGAGGAUGUGCAGCGGAAGAUGCAGGUUUCUUUACCUGAGGACUAUGCUGAGAAGCUAUUAGCACAGAAAAAUGGUACUGAGGAAUCAGAUAUGGAAAUUCCUGAAGUUAAGGACUUUAAACCUAGAAAAAAGUUGGGAGAUGAGGUGAUAGAACAAGAAGUUUAUGGGAUAGAUCCUUACACUCACAAUCUUCUUCUCGAUUCCAUGCCGGAUGAACUUGAUUGGCCUCUGUUGGAUAAGCACUUGUUUAUUGAAGAUGUGCUCCUUCGCACUUUGAACAAGCAAGUUAGGCACUUCACAGGCACUGGAAACACUCCCAUGAUGUAUCAUUUGCGGCCUGUUGUUGAAGAGAUCCAAAAAAUUGCUGAGGAAGAUGGGGAUGUGCGAACUGUAAGAAUGUGUCAGGGUAUCUUAAAGGCCAUGGAUAGCCGUCGUGAUGACAAUUAUGUUGCUUAUAGAAAGGGGCUUGGUGUCGUUUGUAAUAAAGAUGGUGGUUUCAGUGAAGAUGAUUUUGUGGUAGAGUUUUUGGGAGAGGUUUAUCCUGCUUGGAAAUGGUUUGAGAAGCAAGACGGGAUUCGAUCUUUGCAAAAAGAUAGUGAAGAUCCUGCUCCAGAAUUCUACAACAUAUAUCUUGAGCGGCCGAAGGGCGAUGCUGAUGGGUAUGAUUUAGUUGUUGUUGAUGCUAUGCACAAGGCAAACUAUGCAAGUCGAAUUUGUCACUCGUGCCAUCCCAACUGUGAAGCAAAGGUUACUGCCGUAGAUGGUCAGUACCAGAUUGGGAUAUACAGUGUGCGUCCAAUUCGAUAUGGUGAGGAGAUCACAUUUGAUUAUAAUUCUGUUACAGAGAGUAAGGAAGAAUAUGAAGCAUCAGUUUGUUUAUGUGGCAGCCAAGUUUGCCGGGGAAGCUAUUUGAACCUGACUGGUGAAGGGGCUUUUCAGAAAGUACUGGAGGAGUGGCAUGGAAUGCUUGAUCGUCAUCAGUUGAUGCUAGAUGCCAGUGAAAUAAAUUCAGUAUCUGAAGAAGAUUAUAUUGACUUGGGGCGAGCUGGCUUGGGAAGUUGUUUGCUUGGUGGAUUACCUGAUUGGCUGGUUGCAUAUUCGGCUCGUCUGGUAAGAUUUAUAAAUUUUGAAAGAACGAAGCUUCCUGAGGAAAUUCUUAGGCAUAAUUUGGAAGAAAAGCGAAAAUUCUUUGCCGAGAUUUGCCUUGAGGUUGAGAAGAGCGAUGCUGAGGUUCAGGCUGAAGGUGUUUACAAUCAGAGGCUUCAGAAUCUAGCUCUUACUCUUGACAAGGUGAGAUAUGUCAUGAGAUGCGUUUUUGGUGAUCCAAAGAAAGCUCCACCUCCAAUUGAAAGGCUUUCUCCUGAGGCAACAGUUUCCUUCCUUUGGAAAGGAGAGGGAUCAUUUGUUGAUGAACUUCUUCAAUGCAUGGCUCCUCAUAUGGAGGAAAGCAUGCUUAACGAACUAAAAUCCAAGAUCCGUGCUCAUGAUCCUUCGGGUUCUGAGGACAUUUCGAAUGAACUUCAGAAAUCUUUAUUAUGGUUGAGGGAUGAGGUUCGAAAUCUUCCAUGUACAUACAGAUGUCGACAUGAUGCUGCUGCUGACUUAAUCCACAUAUAUGCUUACACAAAAUGCUUUUUUAGAGUACGGGAAUACAAGACAGUUACUUCUCCACCAGUGUACAUUAGUCCUCUCGACCUGGGCCCCAAAUACAGUGAUAAAUUGGGGGCAGGUUUUCAGGAGUACUGCAAGACAUAUGGUGAGAGUUAUUGUUUAGGACAGCUAAUUUAUUGGUAUAAUCAGACAUACGCUGAGCCAGAUUGUACACUAGCCAGAGCCAGUAGGGGCUGCUUGUCAUUGCCUGAUGUUGGCUCCUUCUAUGCCAAGGUUCAAAAGCCAUCACGACAUCGUGUUUAUGGCCCAAGGACCGUAAGAUAUAUGUUGGCAAGGAUGGAGAAACAGCCGCAGAGAACCUGGGCAGAGGACCGCAUUUGGUCAUUUAAGAGUUCUCCAAAAGUUUUUGCCAGUCCAAUGCUAGAUACUGUUUUGAGCAACACUCCUCUGGACAAUGAAAUGGUGCAUUGGCUGAAGAACAGACCCACAGUAUUCCAUGCCAUGUGGGAUCAAUGAACUUUGUGCAGGACACUGGGGAUGCGGCAGUUUGGACUGGCUGUUAUAAUCAAUCACCUUCUUUGUUAUUGUUUUGGAAUGAUUUCUCAAUGUGCACAGCUGCCCCAUUUUUUCAAUGUGGGAGUUGGUAAUCAUUUCAAAACAUCAUUCCUUGGUGCUGCUUUUUCUUCCCCUCAAUUCUUGUGUACAGUUUUUCCAUUUUUGUAAUUGUAAUUCAUUAUUGGGUAGUAGAAAAAUAGCAUUGCCUUUUCUUUUUUCAAAAUCUAAAUCUAAUGCAAAUACAAAAGGGGGAAAAAAGGCGCUUAUUUUUUUAUGCA